UCGAGUUGAGUGAAAAUGAGAUCCAUCCGCUUUGGGGGGGGUCUGAGGAUUUUUUGCAGUUGGAGAAACGCCUCCGGGAAUGCACAUCUUUACGGUCCGACGGCUGGGGAGUGGUUCGUUUCCCCAACACGAAACAGUUCCUGGUCUGACAGGGAGUUCGAACUCAAACCUUGGCAAAAGUCCAGAAAUUGCUUCAGCGAACCCCAGAAGGAGGACAGAGCCUGCCCGGAGAAUUUCACCCGCAUCCUGGACAGCCUGCUCGACGGUUACGAUAACCGGCUGCGACCCGGAUUUGGGGGUCCCGUCACGGAAGUCCAAACAGACAUCUACGUCACGAGCUUCGGGCCCGUGUCUGAUGUGGACAUGGAGUACACCAUGGACGUGUUCUUCCGGCAGACGUGGGUGGACCCGCGGCUCAGGUACGACGGCCCAGUCGAGAUCCUGCGGCUCAACAACCUCAUGGUGACCAAAGUGUGGACCCCCGACACCUUCUUCCGCAACGGCAAGAAAUCCGUCUCGCACAACAUGACGGCCCCCAACAAGCUAUUCCGGAUCAUGCGGAACGGCACGGUCCUGUACACCAUGCGGCUCACCAUCAGUGCCGAGUGCCCCAUGAGACUGGUGGACUUCCCCAUGGAUGGCCACGCGUGCCCCCUGAAGUUUGGGAGCUAUGCGUACCCAAAGACCGAGGUGGUCUACGCUUGGACGAAGGGGCCCGAGAAGUCGGUGGAAGUCCCCAAGGAGUCUUCCAGUCUGGUCCAGUAUGACCUGGUUGGGCAGACUGUGUCCAGCGAGACCGUGAAGUCCAUUACCGGUGAAUACGUUGUCAUGACGGUUUUCUUCCACCUGCGACGGAAGAUGGGCUACUUCAUGAUUCAGACGUACAUUCCCUGCAUCAUGACUGUGAUCCUGUCUCAAGUUUCCUUCUGGAUCAAUAAGGAGUCAGUUCCAGCCCGCACCGUAUUUGGAAUCACCACGGUCCUGACCAUGACGACCCUGAGCAUCAGCGCCCGCCACUCCCUCCCCAAAGUGUCCUAUGCCACCGCCAUGGAUUGGUUCAUCGCCGUCUGCUUCGCCUUCGUCUUCUCCGCCCUGAUCGAGUUCGCCGCCGUCAACUACUUCACCAACGUCCAGAUGGAAAAGGCCAAGAGGAAGCCGCCCAAGCCACGCCCGGAGCCGCCCGCCCACCCUGGCCAGCGAGACAAGGGCCUGGAGGGGCCAGUCCAGAGUCCAGAGCCUGGCUCAAACGUGAGGAAGCGCACCAACGUCUCGGGGCCGCCCGACACGGAUGCCGGCAGCCGGCCGGAGCAGGGGACCCGUUCUCCCGCGGCCACUCCGAGCCCCGUGGCCCUCCCCGCCGCCCGCGCCUGCCCGGCCUCCAGCCCAAACCCCUUCAGCCGCCUGCAGGUGGCGGAGACGCUGUCCGCCGCCCGGGCGCUGACCCCCACCGCCCCCCGCACGCCCAACCGUGCUGGCCCCGCACCCUGCUCCCCUCCCGCUGGCUCUCCGGCCACGGUCCGUGCCCCUCCAACACGGUCUCCGGCCACCACCGCUGCACCGGCCGCCUCUGGCCAGCCCUCAGCCAGCACCCCAGCCCCCGCCCCCACGCCCGCCCCCCCGCCGCCUGGCUCUGGCACCAGCAAGAUCGACAAGUAUGCCCGCAUUCUCUUCCCCGUGGCAUUUGGGGCCUUCAACAUGGUCUACUGGGUAGUCUACCUGUCCAAGGACACCGUAGAGAGGGCUGAGGGCACGCUGUAGCAGCCCAGAUGGGGCAGGCCUGGACCCCCAAGCGGGGCAGGCCGAGGCCCCUCAGCGGCCCCGCUGGGAGAGGGCUCGUGACCCUGCCCGGCAGCGGGAUGGGGGAAGCGGCUCCACCCAACGUCUCCAAGUGAAAGAGCCCGGCUCACUGCCGGGGGAUGGACUGACGGACGGACUCGGUAGGGUGGAGAUGCAGCGCUCCCUGUCAGGGUAUGGAGUUGGUCUGGGGGCAGGACCUGGCCAGGGGCACCUGAGACCCCUGAGCUCUGCUGGCCUCCCUGGCAAGAGCUGAGGAAGGCACAGGGGUGGAGGCCGGAGUGGGCACCAUCACAGGCGCUGUGGUAGGCACGGGCAUUCCAAGGACCUCCUAGGCCCACAGACACCGGUGUGUCUCGGCUGCACGGGGACGGGAAAGGAUGGACGGCGGGCAGCACGGGGGGAGAUGGCUUGCGGUGCCUCGGAAGAGUUCAGAAAUAUGGCCCUGGCAACAUCCUGCUCAGAGCACCGCGAGUCCUCACCCCAUCUGGAUUCGACCGGGGAGCGGAUGGGGGCCACCUCCCGCCGGGGGAGGGCUGGAAGAUGAGGGGAAGGGGGAUCUCCAGUCAGCUGCUUCAUGUGCCCUACACGUGCCCAAGGCCCUCUGGAUGCUCAGCCAUAUGCCGGUCACCUCCGCUACAGAUCGGGUGUGGGCAGGAGAGAGGAUGGGCCAGAUGUCUAACUGCAGGUCCUAGGGUUUCCCCAUUGCCCCUCAGGGGGUGGAGGUUGCUGAUCUGCCCCUGCUCUCCCGGCUCUGUUUCCCCAUCCUUGGGCCCAAGCUUUGAAGCACUGAUUGCAGUGUUGUAGUCUUUGAAUGGGGUGCAGGGUCUCUCCCCUCAGGACACCAUCCUGGUCCUCAGACCACACAGACAAAACACCAUCAAUCAGUAAAUCACCAAAACGUCAGCUACUCUCACAUCCCCAGCUCAACUUCACCACCUCCCCAGCCCAGGCCUCUCUCUCUGUCACUUGGAGGAACCAUGCUCAACGUCGUCCUGCUCAUCCACCCGCCCUCGUGAUCCGGGAUGGACCAUCCAACAUCCCUGACACUCGCCUCUCCAUCCCUGACUCUUCCCCCGGUUGACUCGGCACCCCUGACUCUCCCAUCUCCAUCUCUUACUCUCCCUCCAGUGACCCAGCACAGAUCAUCCAAAACCCUUGACUCUCCCCCAUCCUUCCUUGGCUCUCCCAGCAUUGACCCAGCCCAUGCUCUCGUCUGUGUUCUAUCUGAAUCCCCCUGGUCUUGCAGAUGUUCCCAGCUGCAGAACUUCUUGAGGGAAGCAGGCCCCCUGCAACUUCCAACCGUUCCUCACAUAGGGGUCUGUGGCCUGCAACCAAGAGGAGCUGCCCCUCCAGACGUUUUGAAACCCCUCUGCCGAAGUUAGUGCUGCCCCAGAGCAUGAGCCUUGAGCUUAGGAGCAUCCAUCAAGUUGCAUGUUGAUUUUUCAAAAAUAUUUUUUAUAAUUCAAUCAGAAACCACAUCUAGCCAGGGAGGAGCGGCCCUCAGUGACCCUCUCACGUGGGUGGCACUGUCCCUUCUCCUUCCCCUCGGAAGGACAGGAACCCAGCUGUCUCCUUCACAAGGAGGGGCUUGUCUUUUCUGUGCAGGAGGGUAUCAAAUCUCUUGGGCUCGUCCCUGGAUUAUGAGGGCUUCUGGGAUGAACAUUCCAUCUCCUCUGCCGGUGUUGGGGCUCGGGGUCAGUGAGCAGAUGCUUCAGAGAGCUCACUAGCCAAGGGGAUGUUUCAGACUCAUUUCAGAGUCUCCAAGACCGGACAGGCCUCAACCCUCUGCUGCUCAAGCCAGCAGCCGCUGCUUGGAAUGGGCUGUGGUUCCAUUUGGACGCUCCUCCACCCCUCUGCCCGCCGGCUGGCUCCAAAAUAGCCAUGCCUACCCCAGGAAGGGUAGUCUGAGGCAGAGCAACCCCUGCUCUGUAUCUCCAUUUUCGGUUCUCCUGGGCUAUCAACAGUUCCCUUCUCCAAAUCCCUCCCCUUCAACUCACACGUUCCCCGUGUCUCCAAAUCCUGUCCAUUCUUCCUCCAGGAUCUGCCCUUUUCCCUCCAUCCAAACUACCACCUGCUGGUCCAGGCAGUCGACACAUUCCAGUUUGAAUACCGCAUCAGCUUCCUUGCUGACCUCCCCGCCUCCAAGCUCUCCCUUUCCCAGUGCAGACUUUUCUCUGGCUGGCCGGAUCGUUUUUCUAAAACGUCAUUCUGCCUAUCUCUCCUCACUUCUCAGAAACCUCCAAUGGUUGCCCAUUCCUCUCUGCGUCAAGCAGAAACUCCUCCCCCAUCGACUUUGAGGCUCUCAAUCAACUCGCUCUCCCAUCUACUUAUUCUCACGUCUCUCCCACUACACCUCAACUUGCACGUUUCUCUCCCUUCGAGCCAACCUACUCACUCUGCCUCAUUCUUGUCUCUCCCUCCGCCGACCCCUUACUUGCACCCUCCCUUCAGCCUGGAACUCCCUCCGGCUUCACUUUGGCCAGACUACAGUUCUUCACAGCUUCAGACGCCUUUUUGAUUCACACCUCCUCUAGGAGACCUUCCCCGAUUAAAUUCUCCUCACUCCUGGUUUCAUCCACUUUA
Molecule: messenger RNA, 4380 nt
Organism: Ornithorhynchus anatinus (platypus)
Lineage: Eukaryota; Metazoa; Chordata; Mammalia; Monotremata; Ornithorhynchidae
Gene: GABRA4
Product: gamma-aminobutyric acid type A receptor subunit alpha4
Exons: 9
Coding region: 16-1758 (580 amino acids)
Biological process (GO): synaptic transmission, GABAergic; regulation of postsynaptic membrane potential; nervous system process
Cellular component (GO): neuron projection; postsynapse; dendrite membrane
Molecular function (GO): benzodiazepine receptor activity; GABA-gated chloride ion channel activity; inhibitory extracellular ligand-gated monoatomic ion channel activity
Source: RefSeq, a predicted model, not a curated record